AUGGGCACCUGUUCAAGUUAAACAAAAUAGAACUAAAAAAAUGUUCAAUCAAAUUAAAUUUAGAAUGAACUUGAAACAAACCUUAAUUCUGGCUAAAAGCAACCGGUUUCCUUAAAAUAAGAAGAGAUAUUUUAAGACCCAAAAUAGUAGAUUUAAGAAGUUUAAAAAGAGGAGGAAAAAAAAGAAAAUGAUAGUAGCAAAGAGCACUUAAUUACAGAUGAGAAGGCAAUAAAAUCGUAUCUCUUAAGGGAGGAAAUUUCUGAGUUAGUUUUAUAAAAAGAAUACUAUAUGAGUUCCGAAAUUCAGCAUAAAAUAAAAUUUAAAGAUAAAUCACAAAUAGUAUCUGUUAUAAAUUAACUUUUCUUAUGGUUGAGUAUGAAUUGAUUUGACAUUAUUAGUUUAAAGGCAUUAGAAGAACCAAUUUAUCAGCUAGACAAGAAAUACCCUAGUGAGAUUCUAAAUAAUUUCUAACAAUUUUUAUAGCUUUCUUUGAAGGAUCUUUUUGAGUAUAAUAUAAAUCUAUUGAAAAAUGACUAAAUUUUGCAAAAAGGCCUUGAAUUAUGUUGUCGAACUUAUCAUAUAUUAUAAAAUUUAGGAAAAAAAGCAAAGACUUAGAAAAUAUAUAAAGAAGUUGUAUAGGAUGAAGAAAAGAUUAUUAGUGAAGAGUUAAAAAAAUAAUAUUUAAAAGUUCAAAGUGAAAUAAAACUGGAAAUAAUUCAAACAUUUUCAAAUAAGAAUGAUAUUUAAAAAACUUAACAAUAAUAAAAUAAUCCUUUAGUUUUGAUGAAGUUUAAUACAAAACAUGCAAUUACUUUAGCAAAAUAAUAGACAUUAAAAUAAUAAGUUGAAGAGGAUGAAGAAAGUUAAUUGCUUUAAUCACUUUAAGAUGCCUUAGAUUAUGAUAUAUAGAAUAGCAAAUAUGAUACAAGUAAUAUGAAACCAAAAAAAAAGUAUAAUUGA
Molecule: messenger RNA, 960 nt
Organism: Paramecium sonneborni
Lineage: Eukaryota; Ciliophora; Oligohymenophorea; Peniculida; Parameciidae
Source: the annotation of a GenBank genome assembly